Lichtheimia ornata is the source of this 357-nucleotide messenger RNA. RefSeq lists its product as uncharacterized. The record is from RefSeq and is a predicted model, not a curated record. NCBI's taxonomy places the organism in Eukaryota, Fungi, Mucoromycota, Mucoromycetes, Mucorales, Lichtheimiaceae. The transcript has 2 exons. The coding region runs from base 1 to 357 and encodes 118 amino acids.
AUGCAUCGACGACGACCUUCGAAAUCGAUCCUGUUGCCACGAGCAGCAUCAAGCUAUUAUGGCAACAAUACGCACCAUCCCAUUUAUGCUCGACGCACCAUGGCACAUCUUCCCGAGACCAUUCCGGAUACAACCUAUCUUUGGGGUUACGCUCUUAUUGCAAUCACUGCCAUCACGUUCACCGUACUCAUGUAUGCUAUCAUUGGCAGUAAAUACGUUCCUGAUACGAAUAUCAAGCUACUGGAUUGGAUCAAACAUGACGAGUAUUAUUGUUUGCUUUUCCCUAUUACUGCUAUUGUAUGGAUCUACUUUAUCGUAUGGAAUUGGAUGGGAAUGAAGUUCUUUCGCCACAACUAA